AUGUCCACCAAGAUCAACCGAAGGAAAGAGAUCAAGGAAAAGGAAGAGCUACAGGCGAGGUUUCAGUUUGCCAUUGGCCAAGCAAACACUCGUGUGACAAAAUGGCUACCCAACAUGAAGAAGAAGAAGGAGGAGGAGGAGGAGGAGGAGUCGAAUGCAAAUGGAGAGUCAAAUGAAUUUUUCAAUCUACCCAUAAUCCCCAAUGGAUCGGGGCUAAAUAGCACAACAAGUGGUAAGAUUGGAGACUUCAUAAGGGGCGAAGGCCGGGAAUUGACAAAGAAAGCAGAAAUGCCAGGUCCCAACAAAAAUAGCGAAAGUAAAGCCAUGCAUGCCUUAAAGAAUAAGAUGAGAAAUCAGAUACGAAGUAAUACUCCUGUAAGACAAGUGGCUAAAAAUAAGCCUUCGGAGUUACCACCCAAAAAGAAACAAGAAUCGAAAGUGGUUUCAGAUGAAGACGAAUCUGAGAAUGAAGAGAGUCGCUUCAGUACUCAAGUUAAGAAAGCCAACAUACCAAUGGCAAAAAUUGGUAAGAGAAAAAAGGGACGGCCAUUUUAA
Molecule: messenger RNA, 555 nt
Organism: Hyphopichia burtonii NRRL Y-1933
Lineage: Eukaryota; Fungi; Ascomycota; Pichiomycetes; Serinales; Debaryomycetaceae
Exons: 1
Coding region: 1-555 (184 amino acids)
Biological process (GO): ribosomal small subunit biogenesis
Cellular component (GO): 90S preribosome
Source: RefSeq, a predicted model, not a curated record